AUGACUUCUGUUCCAGACGCUACAGUGGCCGCAAAUUAGCAAGCAGAAACAGAAAGCUUCCUCAAGCGUAUUCGUUCAUCAUAUGUUUGCGUUCAACCCUAAUGAACUUAUUUUCCCAUAUAUACUGGGAAUUAUUCUAAGCAAGACGAAGCAUUGUGGCAUGGUAUUCUUCGAACCACUGCACGCAUCGAACAGAUAAAGUAUCAAAACUCACCAAAAUGAAGAGUGUUUUCACCCUCAUAGACAAUGCUUGGAUGGGCUCAAAGUUGUUGUACAAGUGGCAGAAAUCCCUUGGAAAUUACUUAGCUGUUGCAGGACAGGACAGCUCAGUGAAAAUAUUUGAUCGUCAUGGACACAAGUGGGCUGAAAUUAGCCUUCCUGGACGCUGUGUGGGGAUGGACUGGGAUAAGGAUGGGGAUAUUUUGGCAGUGAUUGCAGCAAAAUCCAGCUCCAUAUACCUUUGGGAUGCCAGUGUUAAUAAAACAUCCAAGAUUGACAGUGGAAUGAGAGAUCACAUGUCUCUGGUUGUGUGGUCAAAAAUUAGCCCUCUGCUGGCAGCUGGGACUGCAAAAGGAAACCUGUUAAUCUACAAUCAGCAGACCUCACACAAGAUUCCAAUAUUAGGAAAACAUACCAAGAAAAUCACCUGUGGCUGCUGGAAUGCUCAGAAUCUUCUGGCCCUUGGCUGUGAUGACAAUAAUCUGAGCAUAAGCAAUCAAGAGGGAGACACAAUCCGAGAGAUAAAACUGCGUGGUGCUCCUGCAGACAUUUACUUUUCCAUGAUGAAAACAAGCGAAAGGACAUCUCAGGGAGAGAACACCGUGAGUGUUUGCGUGGAAAAGAAAAUGUUGGUUCUUUUCACUGUCAACAACACCGACGACUGGUAUGAGCUGGCAUUUGACGCGAGUUAUGGGCGCAUCGUCUCUUAUCGUUGGUUUGGUGAUGGAUAUAUACUCAUUGGCUUCUCUCAUGGAUACUUCGUGGUCAUUUCCACUCAUGUCAGAGAGAUUGGGCAUGAGCUUUGCCAGGCUCGAAAUCAUAAAGACAGUCUCAACAGCGUAGCCAUCUCAUCGGCAUUAAACAAGGCUGCUUCCUGUGGGGACAACAGCAUAAAGAUCCACGAUCUGUCUGACCUCAAAUACAUUAGCAAUGUGAUUCAGCUGGAAGAUGAGACUAAAGGUCUGGACCAGCUGAGUUGGACAGAUGAUGGCCAAUUGCUGGCAGUAUCCACACAGAAAGGCACUCUUCAUGUCUUCCUCACAAAGCUUCCUAUUCUGGGGGAUAGCUAUGGAACAAGACUGGCUUACCUGACAUCUUUGUUGGAGGUCACUGUGUCAAACUAUGGGACAACUCCAGUGGCCAUACAAGUGGAAGUAGAACCAACCUUCAUCGCUGUGGGACCCUACCAUGUAGCUGUUGGAAUGAACAACAAAGCCUGGUUCUACGCACCGCUUGAACAAGAAUCUGCUUUCGCCAAACUGAAGGAGAUUGAGUACUUUGGGACGGUUGCCAACAUGUGCCUUAAUGCAAAAUAUGCUGCAGCAUUGUUUGAUGGUAAAGUACAACUGCACAUGAUUGAUGGCAGUGAGCAGGAGGAGAGGAAGCAGAUGAAGUUGUUUCCAGACGAUGACAGAAAAGGUCGUAUCUUUUGCCAUGCACUCACUGCUGACUUCCUCUACUAUGGCACUGAUUUAGGUAACGUGGUGUGUGUCCUUGUAGAGGAUUGGGAGACUGUGAGCACAUUUAGUCACACCGUGGCAGUGAGUAAAGUUUUCCCUGAUGUAAAUGGUACACGGUUGGUCUUCAUUGAUGACAAGAAGAGUGGCUUCCUGCUCACCCUUUCAAAUGCUGCAGACUUGUGCCUUGAGCUUCCAAACUUCUCCCCCACCAUCACUGGAGUGCUGUGGGACAACUGGCAUGCUGACAGAGGAGUGUUUGUAGCUUAUGACGAUGACAAAGUCUACACCUACGCCGUGCAUAAAACCACCAUAUAUGGCCCGCGAGUGGUGUUAGUGGGGAAUACUCCACUUCUCUCCUCCCAGAAGCCUACGCUGCUCUACAACGGGGUGCUGACAUGCCAGACGGCGAGCGGCAAGAUCAGUGAAGUGGCUCUGAGCACACACUCCUUCCUUGAACACUCAACAAACACAUGGUCUGGGUCACAGCCAGAACUUGGCAAGCAGCUCACACAGGCCCUCCAGCUUAAGAGGUUUUAUGAAGCCUGGGAUCUGUGCUUGACUGAGGGCAGUGAUGCCAACAAGGCAGAGAUUGGCAAGGCCUGUCUGGUCCAUAUGGAGGUCGAGCUAGCCAUCUACUUUUACCGCAUGAGUGGCAAUGUGGGCAUGGUGAUGUCACUACAGGCCAUCCAGGGCAUCGAGGAUAAUAACUUACUGGCAGGCCAUUUGGCCAUGUUCCUGGAGGACUUCUGUCUCGCUCAGGACCUUUAUCUGGCCUCAAGUUGCCCCAUAGCUGCCCUGGAGAUGAGGAGAGACCUGCUACACUGGGACAGCGCUCUGAAAUUAGCUAAGGGUUUAGCAGAAGACCAGAUUCCAUUUCUCUCCAAAGAAUAUGCUGUUCAUCUGGAGUUUAUUGGAGACUACAUGAAUGCUCUGGCGCACUAUGAGAAAGGCUUGACUCAUAAUAAUAAAUUCCAGGAACAUGAUGAGGUGUGCCUGGCAGGUGUAGCCAGGAUGUCCAUUCGGAUGGGUGACAUAAGGAGAGGAGUGGCGCAAACUAUUCAGCACCCAAGUAGAGUCCUUAAGAAAGAAUGUGCAGCCAUACUGGAAAGUAUGAAGCAAUUUUCUGAAGCUGCUCAGCUCUAUGAAAAAGGACAGUGUUACGACAAAGCAGCAUCUGUUUAUAUCCGCUGUAAAAAUUGGGCUAAGGUGGGAGAGUUGCUGCCCAAUGUCACCUCUUCCAAGAUCCACCUGCAGUAUGCUAAAGCCAAGGAGGCAGAUGGGAAUUAUAAAGAGGCAGCACAAGCCUAUGGGAGCGCUAAAGACUGGGACAGCGUGACUCGUGUGCUGCUGGAUCACUUAAAAAAUCCAGAAGGUGCUGUUCGUAUUGUCAGAGAGACACAAAGCAUUGAAGGAGCAAAGAUGGUGGCCAGGUUCUUCUUGUCAUUAAAUGACUAUGGCUCGGCCAUCCACUUCCUGGUGCUGUCUCAAUGCAAUGAUGAAGCCUUCCAGCUUGCUCAGCAGCACAAACAGAUGGAAGUCUACGCGGACAUCAUCGGCUCUGAUGCAACGCUGGAGGACUAUCAGAGCAUUGCUCUGUACUUUGAGGCAGAGAAGAACCAUCUGCAGGCAGGCAAAUUCUUUCAAAAGUGCGGACAAUACAGCAGAGCAUUGAAGCAUUUCCUGAAGUGUCCUAACACGGAGGACAGCCUGGCAUUGGACAUGGCCAUUGAGACCGUGGGCCAAGCCAAGGACAGCUCCCUGACUAAUUUACUAAUAGAAUACCUCAUGGGGGAGAGUGAUGGCAUCCCAAAGGAUGCCAAGUACCUUUUCCGUCUCUACAUGGCAUUGCAACAGUACAGGGAGGCUGCUCGUACUGCUAUCAUCAUCGCCAGGGAAGAGCAGAAUGCAGGUAACUACCGUAGCUCCCACAACGUGCUGUUCAGCAUGUACACACAACUGCAAGCCCACAAGAUAAAAAUUCCUGCAGAAAUGGCUACUAACCUGAUGAUACUGCAUUCAUACUUGCUCGGAAAAAUUCAUAUCAAGAGAAGAGACCACCUUAAAGGGGCACGUAUGCUCAUUCGUGUCAGCAAAAAUAUCAGCAAGUUUCCUGCACAUGUUGUGCCCAUUCUUACAUCAGCGGUCAUUGAAUGUCACCGAGCUGGGUUGAAGAACUCCGCUUUUGGCUUUGCUGCCAUGCUCAUGCGCCCCGAGUACAGAAACGAGAUACACCAGAACUACAGGAAGAAGAUUGAGGCUAUGGUUCGGCGUCCAGAUACGACAGAGUUGGAAGAGGAAACUACCCCAUGCCCUUACUGUGGCUUCCAACUUCCACAGAACGAACUGCUGUGCAUCUCCUGCAAGAACAACCUGCCCUAUUGCAUCGCCACAGGUCGUCAUAUGCUGAAAGAGGACUGGUCUGUGUGUCCUCAUUGUGAAUUUCCUGCACUCUACUCUCAGUUCAUCCUGUUAUUGGAGACUGAGACUGUAUGUCCCAUGUGUUCAGAGACUCUGAAUGCACAGCAGGUGAAGAAGAUCAAGGAUUGUUCCAUGUACUUGCAGAGAGAUCAAGUGGAUCAAUGAAGAUAUCAUCAGCGCCUGGCAAUGGAAAAACAACGGGGAGGACGGACUGAUAAGCAGCAGCGUCAACAUGCCCCACUCUGCAGACCAGUUUUCAGCCAGACAAUUUACACGAUGAAAGCAAUAAAGAGAAGCACUUCACUA
This is a messenger RNA of Syngnathoides biaculeatus (alligator pipefish), 4403 nucleotides long. It is a transcript of the gene wdr19, whose product is annotated as WD repeat domain 19. The coding region runs from base 219 to 4262 and encodes 1347 amino acids. The record is from RefSeq and is a predicted model, not a curated record. Gene Ontology annotation, molecular function: protein binding. Gene Ontology annotation, biological process: intraciliary retrograde transport; cilium assembly. Gene Ontology annotation, cellular component: intraciliary transport particle A; cilium. Lineage: Eukaryota; Metazoa; Chordata; Actinopteri; Syngnathiformes; Syngnathidae. The transcript has 37 exons.